Messenger RNA from Chlamydomonas reinhardtii, 1593 nucleotides. RefSeq lists its product as uncharacterized. NCBI's taxonomy places the organism in Eukaryota, Viridiplantae, Chlorophyta, Chlorophyceae, Chlamydomonadales, Chlamydomonadaceae. Gene Ontology annotation, molecular function: methyltransferase activity. The transcript is spliced from 10 exons. Gene Ontology annotation, cellular component: cytoplasm. Gene Ontology annotation, biological process: N-terminal protein amino acid methylation. The record is from RefSeq and is a predicted model, not a curated record. The coding region runs from base 249 to 1082 and encodes 277 amino acids.
CAUUACAGUAAAAGAGCAAUUACCUUGAAAACGCAGACUGAAAAAUCGGCGGGAAGGCACUCACUAAAACACUGCUUAUCAAACUAGCUCUGCUGCAUCAAACCUCCAUCCUAAACCGCAUAAUACCACUGAUACAGCGAUCAGUACUAGUCCCAGACGCGUUCAGAAGCGGUAAAAGCUUUAGACUCAUUGCCGGCGCACGCGCGGCGGAGCCGAAGUUGCAGCAGCUGCGAAGGAGACGCGGAAGUAUGACAUCAGAUAUCAAAGGACGCGAUGGAGAGGGUCGGGAGUUUACUUCCCCAGAUGAGCUAUGGCAGAAGGAGGCGGAUGCCGACGGAGGCCACAACACCUGGUACCACAAGGCAGUGGCCUACUGGGACUCGCAGGAGGCCAGCUACAACGGUGUGCUGGGCGGGUACGGCUACACAAGCGACCUGGACGUGCGCGACAGCCGACAGCUGCUGCUCAAGGCCAUGCGUGUGCAGCUGGAGGCGGCAGACAAGGGGCAACGGCAGCUGACGGCACUAGACUGCGGCGCGGGUGUGGGUCGUGUGACUGAGCAGCUACUGCGGCAGCACUUCCACAGCGUGGACCUGCUGGAGCCGUCCAAGCACCUGCUGGACACUGCGGCCAAGAACUUGUCAGCCCGCACGGUGCCGCAGCCACGGGGUGUGGCGGAGCGGUUCUUCUGCGAGGGGCUGCAGGCUCACAACUUCGAGGUGGGGCGGUACGACUGCAUCUGGAUCCAGUGGUGCAUGCUGUACCUCACGGACGUGGACUUCAUCUCGCUGUUCCAGCGCGCGGCGGUGGGGCUGAAGCCGGAUGGGCUCAUAUUCGUCAAGGAAAACAUCUGCAAGGACGGCUUCGUGGUGGACAAUGACGACUCCUCACUGACGCGCUCCAACAGCUACAUGCUGGACUUGUUCGAGAAGGCGGGCGUGCAGGUGCUGUACAACGUGAAGCAGCGCAACUGGCCCAAGGAGCUGUUCGAGGUGCGCAUGUACGUGCUCAAGCCGCCGCCGGCAGCAGCAGCGGCAGCAGCAGCAGCAGGCGCGGCGCCGGAAGACGGGAUGCAAGGGUAGCUGCUCGGGUUCGCCUGCGGCCGGGCGGCUGGGCUGGCUUGGUAGUGAUGAGGCGGUGGUGGGGCUUUGGAGCUUUGGAAAUUCAUGGUCGGAUGGGCAGACAGGCAUGCAGAUAGCUCGGCGGCAGGUGUAUAUAAGUGUCAAGAGCAAAGCGUGCAUAUGCUCUAUGCGGCUGCCGCUAAUGGGCAGUCCUGCCAGGAUGCGUGGCUAUUCGCAACCACCACACCAGGCUGGCUAGGGGAUGUGGUCACAAUGGCCUAGGCAGGUAGAUCAUAGGAUAGAUGCGGGUGAGCCGGUGCUUUGGCAGCCGGCGUGCGACCUAGGAGUAGCUGGCUGGCCUGCAUGCGCUGAGCAUAGUGGACGCAUCAGGAACGGUGUAAGCUUGCUGCCAGCUGCCAGUCCACGGGUGGAUUUCCAGGACAGGACCGUGCUGUGGCGGCAGUGUGCGCACACGAUGCCAGGUUUGCAUGGGUGGCCUUUGGGGCUCUGUACCUUUCAAAAUCGUAUUCAA